CCCUUGGCCUCGGCCUCCGGGAUCCGGGCAGUGCAUGGGGCCCCGGGCCGGGCUGCAGGCGUCCGGUAGCCGCUGUACAUGCUAGAGGCACGGGCCGGGCCAAGUGUCCCGCUGCCGGGUGCGCUCCCCUGCCAUCCAUCCCCAUCCCCAGCUCCCCGCGUGGGCGCGCGGACCUGGGGCUUCUGGGCAGCGAGUGUCCCCCUCGCUCCAGGCGAGUCUCGGAGGCGGCAGCGGCUCUCAGAGGGUCCGGGGAGCUCCGUGGAGGCGGGCCUGCUGGCAGCAAACAUGGACACCUUCAGCACCAAGAACCUUGCCCUUCAGGCUCAGAAGAAACUCUUGAGCAAGAUGGCAUCCAAAACCAUGGCCAGCGUGUUCAUCGAUGACACAAGCAGCGAGGUCUUGGAUGAGCUCUACAGGGUGACAAAGGAAUUCACCCGGAACCGCAAGGAGGCUCAAAAGAUCAUCAAGGACCUCAUCAAGGUUGUCAUGAAGCUGGGUAUCCUCUACCGCAACGGGCAGUUCAGCCCAGAAGAGCUGGCGCUGAUGGAACGCUUUCGAAAGAAGGUCCAUCACCUGGCCAUGACAGCAGUCAGCUUCUACCAGAUAGACUUCACAUUCGACCGUCGGGUCAUGGCCACCGCCCUCCACGAGUGUCGAGACCUGCUGCACCAGGCUGUCAACACACACCUGACAAGCAAAUCCCAUUCUCGGAUCAACCGUGUCUUUAACCACUUUGCAGACUAUGAAUUCCUGGCGGCUCUCUAUGGACCCUCUGAGCCCUACCGCUCCCACCUGCGACGGAUCUGUGACGGGAUCAAUAAAAUGCUGGAUGAAGAUAGCAUAUGACCUCAGAAACUAUAUGAAAUACAGGGACAACUAUACUGCUAUGGCCUCGGAGGUGGGGGAGAUGUGUUUUUAUUCCUAUUUCUUUUCUCCCAAUCUGAAUCUAGCCCGACUGACUUGAUCUUCUCCCAUUCCUUACGGCAUAACAGGGAAUUUGCAACCCACAGAAUUGUUUUACCAGCAGAUUUCACAGGCAUCGCCUCCACCUGUGUAGGAAGUGCUCUCAGGGAACAGAGGAGCCCAAGGGGCUUUUUGCUUCCAAGAGUGGUGCAUUUUACCGUGGAGGAGAAUAUGGCGUGGUGGCUAGCAGCACCUCAGCUUUGGGGAGUUGGCCACACACCCCCAAUGAAUCCUCUGACUUGGUCGGUCUGAGCUCUCAUUCCUGUGUGUAGCUCAGGAACUGCCCUGUGGUCUUAUGAGAUCCAGCUGCAUUCACACUUCUGAAAGCCCAGUGUAUGCAGUCCAGGAGCUAGCUAGAGAAAACCUACCGCAUAGGAGCAGGCCUCCUUCCCACUCUCAAUGUUAACAGGACCUUGGGGUUGUUUCAUGCAAAGAGGCAAAGGCCUGGGAGUUCCAGUACAUGCAGGCUUUAGGUGCUGUAUCUGUUUGCAAGGCCUGCAGAAGGUUCAGGAAGAUUUGGUGUUUUUUGUUUUCGUUUUUUAGGACUUAAAGGUUCGUAAGAACCAGAUCUGUUUAGGAUAUAAUCUUGGGCUAAAGAAACAGCUAGCAGAGGGAAGAUAGAUACUACUGUUGAGGAGAGAUUGAUGGUUCAUCUUACAUGUCCCCUUUUGAACUCAAAGGCGCAUAGUUGCUUGUCCUGUGGUAUUUUUCCACCGUGGCUGGGACUCCCUUUCCACAUGUGGGCAAAAGGCCAUGACCACCCCCAUCCUCAUCCAUGAGAUGCAAAUGAACCUUCCAUACUGUGGAUUCUCAUUUCCAGUGAGAUCAGAGAUGAAGCUUCAGACCAAAUGACAAAUGGGCACUUUGUUUAUCCUAAGAGGAACCCAGAGGUUCCCCAAUGACAUUCUGUCCUCAGUUCCUCCAACUGAUUCUAUCAAUAUAAUUGUUUGUGUUUGUUCCUUGGUCACUAUCCAAUCUGGCCUUAGUAUUUCACGGGUUUGGGAUUAAAAAAAAAUUUUUUUUUAAAGACAACUGACACUACUGAGCUAUUUAAAUAAAAUCACAUGUCUUCUA
Molecule: messenger RNA, 2037 nt
Organism: Trichosurus vulpecula (common brushtail)
Lineage: Eukaryota; Metazoa; Chordata; Mammalia; Diprotodontia; Phalangeridae
Gene: TNFAIP8L1
Product: TNF alpha induced protein 8 like 1
Biological process (GO): negative regulation of TOR signaling; regulation of apoptotic process
Cellular component (GO): cytoplasm
Source: RefSeq, a predicted model, not a curated record